Messenger RNA from Rangifer tarandus platyrhynchus (Svalbard reindeer), 576 nucleotides. Lineage: Eukaryota; Metazoa; Chordata; Mammalia; Artiodactyla; Cervidae. The record is from the annotation of a GenBank genome assembly.
AUGGGGAAUUCAGGUAAGAAACAAAAAGCUCAUCUUUCAACCUCAUCUGUAGCCAGGGCUGUGGCCCAGACCAACCCCUAUUAUGGUGGCCAGGCCCCAGGGGCCACCCAAGUGCUGUUUGUUAAUGGGGAUGCAGACCCCUGGCAUGUGCUAAGUGUAACACAGCCUUUGGGACCCUCUGAGCCAGCCCUCCUCAUCCCUAGUGCCUCACAUUGUUUGGACAUGGCACCUGAGAGACCAUCAGACUCCGCUAGCCUCCGCCUUGCGCGACAGACCCGUCGCUUCCCCGGGUUCAAAGGACGGUUCCAUUUAGGCACAGAACGGUCCCGGCUGAGAUCGGAAUGGAGUGGAGGUGCGUUUGUCUGCGUGUGUGUUUCGAGACAAGGCUGUGGGACAGACAUACACGGAACGGGGCCUGGGGGCCCUCGCAGGCAGGGUAUCUGGGCCAGCAGCGGCUCUUCUCGGACGGUUCGGGGACUCGGCGGCGAGAUCGACAGGAAGCGCGCGAAACGGCAGGCGGAGAAGGUCCGCGUCGCCCCCGGGAAACCAGAACUAUUCCCGGAGUCAGGACCAUGA